AUGGCUCGCAACAACGACAAGCGCGUCAAGGACAUCGUCAACCGAUACCUACCGCCCCGCGCUCUCUUGCGCAAGAGCUUGCUUCCUUGCACCACGUACCGCAACGUCGCCCAUAUCCCCGUCGCUAGCUUGGGACAAACCAAAGAACGCACGCUGGGGAUGGUCUUUGGGAUUUGUCCCUUGCCCGCCAAUCGCAAAUGCGCGCACCAUUUGCAGCCAGCGAUCGAACAAAUGAGCGAUGCCGAUCGCAAACGUGUCCGUCAGGAAGUCACUCGGCUCGGGUUACCCACCGAUCUGAGCGGCGCACUGUACGUUGGUCCGGAGCUACCCUCCGAGGAAGACGACGAACGCGGCGAUGCCCCUGCGGACGAGAAGAAGCGGGGGCGACCGCGCCUGGACACGAUCAUCAAGGACGCUUAUGUCUACAUCAAGGGCGGUGAAGAGCCACUCGAAAUCCCAGUUGUCUGUGCUGUACGAGAUCAUGACCUCCUCGAGGUCGUAUUUCGUCAGCCACUGACCUGUGAUGUACUUGGGCCAGAGAUCAAGACGAAAGACUAUGAGACCUACGAUAUUCGCCUCAAACGGCGCCGGGGUGUCGUCCCUUGCCCCGGCGUCACCAUCCUCGCAACCGGCGAAGACGAAGGCCCUCCACCCUUGCCGUCUCUGCUAGAAAGCAUAUACGGAAGCUCGCCGACAACGGCGCGCUCAAUGUCAGCUACACUCAGCCUAGGCGACGCGUCUUCGCCUAGACCCUCGCCUGGACGUGUCCUACGUUCCGGGCGAAUGGUCUCCCAGCCAGCCACCCCUUCGAAGGCCACUGAAACACCUUCCCGUCGUGCAUUGCGAUCGGGAUCGUUGCGAGUCUCCCCGGCUGGCGUUUCGUCUGCCGGAGCCGGUUCGUCUGCCGGAGCCGGUUCGUCUGCCGGAGCCAAGAGGAAGCGCGAGGAGGAGGCAACCACGCCGCGCAAGCACGCAACGAGCAAGGGGAGGGGUUACGAGGAGAACACGGAGUCAGACAGGGUGUCCCACGAUUCUGACAUUUGGGAGAUCUUGGAGGACGGUAGUCUGAUAUUGCGAUCGUACGAUGUCGGGACCCGGACAAGUUGCGUCGGCAAGACACUAGCAGUUGCACUAGUCUCAAGUCGCCUGCGUCGGGCGCUUCAAAUUAGCCCCCUCAACGUGGUUCCUCGUGUGAUUAGCCAACCUCACCGGUAUCUCGCCGACUUCACUUCGCUCUCGACCUUCGACAUGAUAGCUCAGCAACCCCUCGCGUCCUCACCCGUUCAGCAGACCACGCCAUCCGGCGCGGAUGCGAAGGUCAAGACUCGUCUACGCACCGACUGGUCGGUCAAUGGGCUCGACGUUGUCAUGGAAGGUUUCCUCGAGCAAUGGAACAACCUCCCGGACACGAAGAAGGUCAGGAAGAACUUCCGAAAGCAAGUCGUUAGUGCCAUCACGCCACAGUGGACGCAGAAUACAUCGCCCGGCGACGCUGUAUACAACUACUUCAAGAACCACGGCAGGCCGGCGGUCCCUCCUCAUGUGGCGACGGCUCCCGCCCCCGGCCCCGGCCCCGGCCCCGCCCCUGGCCCCCCCGAUGUCACCCUGGACUCCAGGGACUUGUUCGUCAAGCCACGCGCCAAGGGUCCAUCUGAACUCUGGGCGGAGGUGCCGGCGAACAAAGCCCUCGUCGUGGAGAAUACGGAGAGGCCUGACGAAGUAGGAGCUGGGGGACGGCAGGCGGCAGCACGGCGGGCUCUUUACGACCAGUUAUCGCUGGAAGAGAAGGCCGUUUGGGAGGAGAAAGCGCGUGCGUGGCCCCCCGCCGAGGUUCUGGAGACCGCGAUGGCCCGGAACCGCGAGAAGCUCGUUGGGAGGUUGUCAGACCUCUUGAAGGGCAUCCUCGGUGAAGGCGUCAACUGCGUUGGCGAGGCCGCCUUCUAUGUGCUGCUCAGCUGCAAAGAUCCCGUGGGAGGUCCCACUCAAGUCAAGCAUAUGUAUGUCGGCAAUCUCCUCGAGGGACUCUCCUUCUCGCAGUGGGCCGACAGCAACAGCCUUCAGGCCUUAGAAGCGCAGUGGCGGGAGUUUUCCUGCAUCCUGCACGGCGGUGAUGUCGCGACUGAGAACGACGAUGCCAAUACGGUUGCAAACGCGCAAGAGGUCACUGUCGCAGACGCGCAAGAGGUCGCGGUCGCAGACGCGCAAGAGGUCGCGCCCGCAGAAGUCGCAGUCGGAGCCGCCCAAGAGGUCGCGCCCCCCGGCGAGCAGAACAAUCGCGUUGAAGGCGCGGCGGUGGAGACCACGGCCACGCCGGCGGCUCAGGCUCUGCCUUCCGUGACGUCAAACACCGACGACAUGGACAUUGACGACACCUCGAACAACAACGGAAACAUGGGCAACCGGGACAGUGCUACCGACGCUACUGAUAAGGACGUGGACAUGGACAAGGACGUGGGCACCAGCGACCAGGACGACACCUCCGACGAGGAGUCGAGUGUUGACCCGGUGGAUGCCCCGGUGGCCAUACUGAUGCAGAUGGAUCAGGAGGAGGGUUGGGAGGUUGUUCAGGUGCCCAAAGGUGAUUCUGCGAGCGAUGCGGAUAAGGCCUUGCCCAAGAAAAGGGCCACGAGGGCUCGUGACGGCGCGAAGACGGAUGUAAUGGACAACGUAGCGGCCGUUGAGCCUGCCAUGAAGAGGCUUAGGCUUACGAAGGCUCGCCGCGACGCAGAGGAGAAGGCCACGGAGAAUACUAUUACCAUGGCAGCAACGAAAGGUCGCAAGCCUAAGUUGGCGCAGACGUCAAAGACCGCGAAGAAGACGGAUAAUGGAGUCUCAACGUGGCUCUUAUACUUCACUUCAGCAUUGUAA
This is a messenger RNA of Rhodofomes roseus, 2868 nucleotides long. RefSeq lists its product as uncharacterized. Lineage: Eukaryota; Fungi; Basidiomycota; Agaricomycetes; Polyporales; Fomitopsidaceae. The record is from RefSeq and is a predicted model, not a curated record. The transcript has 13 exons. Bases 1 to 2868 code for a protein of 955 amino acids.